CGGAUGCCCAUGAACAUCGAGGCCCCAACAAAGCUGGCCGUGGGCAGAGUGAGGUUCUUCGGUCAACACCGCGGGGAGGUCAACUGCUCUGCCUUCUCCCCUGAUGGCCAGACCCUGCUCACAGCCGCAGAUGACGGCUGUGUGUAUGUAUGGGAGACCAGGAGCAGGCGGUUGCUGUGGAGAAUGGCAGGCCACAGAGGCCCAGUCAAGGUCUGCCGCUUCUCCCCUGAUGGCCGCCUGGUUGCCAGCUCCUCCUGUGACCACACUGUUCGUCUGUGGGAUGUGACAAGAUUCAAGUGUUUGCAUGUGCUGAGAGGUCACCAGCGGAGUGUGGAGACAGUCAGCUUCAGCCCUGACUCAAGGCAGCUGGCAUCAGGUGGCUGGGACAGGCGGGUCAUUCUCUGGGAGGUACAGUCUGGCCACAAUGUUCGCCUCUUGGAUGGGCAUCGUGAUUCUGUGCAGAGCAGUGACUUCUCCCCCACUACAAACGCUUUGGCCACUGGCUCCUGGGACUCAACUGUGCACAUCUGGGACCUGCGGGUGGCAACCGCAGCUGUCUCCUACCAGGUGUUGGAGGGCCACACUGGCAACAUCAGCUGCUUAUGCUACUCAGCAUCUGGCCUCUUGGCAUCUGGCUCCUGGGACAAGACCAUCCGCAUCUGGAAGCCCACAACCAGCAGCCUUCUUUUCCAGCUCAAGGGACACACCACCUGGGUGAAAAGCCUAGCCUUUUCUCCCGACGAGCUGAGGCUAGCCAGUGCUGGUUACUCCCGCACAGUCAAAGUUUGGGACUGCAACACAGGAGAAUGCUUGGAGACCCUAAAGGGCCUGCUGGAUGUGGCCCACGCUUGUGUCUUCACCCCCGACGGCAAACUCUUAGUGUCAGGGGCUGCUGGUACGGCAACAUGA
This is a messenger RNA of Chionomys nivalis (European snow vole), 909 nucleotides long. RefSeq names its product WD repeat domain 38 (gene Wdr38). The transcript is spliced from 9 exons. Gene Ontology annotation, cellular component: U4/U6 x U5 tri-snRNP complex. NCBI's taxonomy places the organism in Eukaryota, Metazoa, Chordata, Mammalia, Rodentia, Cricetidae. Gene Ontology annotation, molecular function: U6 snRNA binding; U4 snRNA binding; protein binding. Gene Ontology annotation, biological process: mRNA splicing, via spliceosome. Bases 4 to 909 code for a protein of 301 amino acids. The record is from RefSeq and is a predicted model, not a curated record.